CAUGAAGGGCAUGAAACAAACAGUUUUCUUCGACAUUUUCAAGAUGGAAUCAUCGUUAUGGCGGGCAAAUCAAAACAGGAUUCGCGAAUGGCAACAAAGGAUGGGAAGAGACUCUACAAAGCUGUUGGAAGAUUGUAUCUGUCGGCAACAUGC
Candidula unifasciata is the source of this 153-nucleotide messenger RNA. The record is from the annotation of a GenBank genome assembly. Lineage: Eukaryota; Metazoa; Mollusca; Gastropoda; Stylommatophora; Geomitridae.